Microplitis demolitor is the source of this 1262-nucleotide messenger RNA. RefSeq lists its product as uncharacterized. The transcript is spliced from 2 exons. The record is from RefSeq and is a predicted model, not a curated record. Lineage: Eukaryota; Metazoa; Arthropoda; Insecta; Hymenoptera; Braconidae. The coding region runs from base 819 to 1262 and encodes 147 amino acids.
UCGAUAGUUGCUCACUUUUAUUUCAAAUUAUAUUGUAUUAAUGUAUACACAGAUAAGUCUGCUGUCUACAUUCUAUAUAAAAAUAUAUGUAUGUGUACUUAUGCUUAUAUAUAUGAAAAUACAUAUAGAACAAGGGAUGUCACGACUUGGAAAAUAUUAUUCUUAUUAUACUUGAAAUCAAUGUAACGACAGAUGUUGAACAUUAAAUGUAUGCACGCAAAGAAUACGUUUGGUCGAUGACCAAAAAUCGUUUUUUUAAAUUUUUAAAUUUUACUUUUAAAUUUUACUACAUGAAAAAGUUGUAAAACAAAAUAUUAUGAUUGUUGAGUUGAUUGACGUUAAAAUUAUUUUUUGCAGAUUGUUUUGAAAGUUGGGUAGCAGCGAUUUGAAUUUGGGGAUUGGGUUGGAAAUAAUUUUUAGGUAGCUAGGUCAAAUAAGAAAUAAAGUCAAUAAUUGUACGUGACAUAGCAGCUUACUUCGUUUUAUAAUAUCGUAAAACUUUUUGUUGUAUUAAAGGGUAGACAUAGAUCGACAAACAGUAGACAGUAGAUGGUUGACGUGGUACCAUGAAUCCGAUUCACCAGCGCGGUACCACGAGCAUUUCAAAUUAACCGCUUUUAGUUACGCGCUUCUUGCUUCCUCGAAGAUCUAUUACUUUGUGACACUCAAGAAUGAUUUUAUAUUAUUUUCUUUUUUACUUUUGUUUAUUUUUUAAUAACAAUCAGUAAAUUUAAAUGUAAGUUAUUUUUGAAUUUUUGUUUAGUGACAAAUUUGUUUUAUUUUUAUUUUUUGAAAUUAUAGUUGUGCGGUCUUUGAGGAUGGCGAGGAAAAAUGGUAAAGGAAAACUGUUGACAGAUGCUGACGAAUUUCGUUCAAGAAGUAAUUCGAAAGGGAGUAUUAUUAAUGAUGGCAAAGACAGAGAUGGGAAUGAUAAAUUAAAUAGGAGAUAUGUGAAUAAUUUUAUGAAGCAAUUUCCGGAAUUGUAUCGAAGCGAUGUGUCAAUUAAUCCAAGUUAUAGUGCUCUUAAUAAUUUACCAUAUUACAUCAAAUGUAGAAGACGCGUUCAAAAUACAAAAAAAAAAAUUACAAGACAAAUAAACCGUGAAAUUCAUCAUAUUGCGAUGAUGCAACCUUACGCAUUAGCAAGUGUUAGAAUUGAUCGAGUAUUUAGCGUCGGAUUUCCUCCAGAAGCUUUAAUUGUACCAGAUUUCGCGACCGAUAAAGAAAGAAGACGAAUUAAUAAACUUAUGAGUGAAAAAUGA